GGCCUAAUAAUCCAACUGCCCCCGUAACUGUGCUAACUUCCAACUGCACUUCACCCGCUGCUUCCUCUCUCGUGGGCUCAUCGCCAUCACGGCGACCGCUCAUCCACCCACACCCAACAUCUCAGUAGGUCCCUUCCGGAUAUAUCGCAGUCCGCAGACGAGGCAGCGCCCUUUGCUCGUCUUCCCGUUUCGCACCGCUAGCGUCGUCGUCAUCUGAGAGUGUCUUAGGUCUUUGGGCGGUUCAUGUGGUGCAGCGAGUGCUGACGCGCGGUGCCGAGAAUGGCCCCUCCCGCAGCCUCGUCUGAGGGUAUUACUACCCAAUCAGACCUUGGCGACACUGACGACAGUCCAUCAUCCUUCUUAGACCCUUCGACUGACAUGGGCCGACUGGAGCCAAGACAGGAGAUGGUGUUUCUCUCCAACCGCGCGACACUAGAGCCCCGUUCGGCGGCAUUAUCUGGAGGGGGGAUCGCUGGCGUCGUUGUUGGAGUCAUUGUUGCCGUCUUUCUCGCCGUAGUUUGCGCCUAUCCCUUCAUCAUCCGGCGUAGACGAGCCAGGAAACAUGGAUUGUCCCAACGUCUCGACACGGAGACGGCCUUCGUCUCCGGACCGAUUGGUCCUCCGGGACAGGCGCCGGCGCCCGGACCCGAGGCCCAUAGUCGUCUGUCAUCGAAAGAUUCGUUAGGCCAUAAGACCGACACCUUGCGAGGCACGGAAAGAGAAUCUACCAGGGACACGACUUUAUCGUCUCAUAACGGCGUCGAUCGCCCUCCGAGCGAUGAGUUGGCCAACCAUCACCAGCGCGGCUUCACCGGCGACAGCACCCAACCGAGUGUGAUGACAAGACGCGGCACCACCGAGUAUUCCUUCGGACGCGCCCCUACUUGGAAGAGCGAGGCAUCCUAUCCAUGGACGCCUGCUAAUCUUGAGCUGGUUGCCACUCGGGCUGACGGAAUGGACUAUGCUGAUGCCAAUCAUGGCCACAGCGCAACCUACUACAGCCCGACUAUUCCUUCCGAGGCCUUUGGCAUGGUCACACCUCCUCCCACCGAUGAACCUUUGACCAGAGCGCUGCCUCCAGCGCGGUCCGGUUCGCAGGGAAGCUCACUGAAGCUGAACCUGACAAAUCUGAUGCGCCGCAUGAGCACCAAGGAUUCCCCUUCUACCCGCUCGAAGGGUCAGUCAAUACAGCCCUCGCAGCCCUCGCAGCCCGUUGUGAGCGAAACACUGUCAGAGUCUCCUAUCGAAGUCACUGGCGCGUCAUUCCGUGGGCCAGUUUCCGCGGCCGUGUCAGCUCGUCAACUGGCCUCGCCUAUCCACCUGCCUGUUAGUCCUAUGUCGGAGCCGGGUGAAGUUGAUCACGCUCAAGAGCUUGAGGCGAAAAGAAGCGCCAAACACACUGAGUCGCCUCCCAUAUUGCCCCCCAUUGUAGCCGCACCGGGAACCGUGAACCCUAUGGAUAUAAUGGCACCGUCAAACCCGACAGAGCAUCACUGGCACACCAAUCAGCAACUAUAUCAAAUGGCCAAUUCGCCACCCAGACCAACCGCUAUUAUUACCAAGCCGGCCUCAGAACCACCGCAGCCGUCGCAAGCUCCUACGCCCCAAUCUCCUACAGAGCAAUUCUCCGAGCAGCAGCAGCAGCAGCAGCAGCAGCCAUUCCCGUCAGAGAAGCAACAGGAGUCGAUUGAAUUACCAGGAUUAUACGAGAACCCACAUGCCCAAAAGAACGGGUGGAACAGCGCGAAUACUAUUGCCAAUGAUCAUCGGAUGGACGACGCUGCUCGCCCCGUUGACACUACCCACCUCAUGCCUGGUCACAACCAACACAACCAACACUAUCUCGACGGGGAGAUGACGGAUCCGUCCGAACACUCGCCGCCGAUGCUGGGUCACGCCAGUUCUGGACCAUCAAAUCAGAGCACUCCAAACACACAAAUCGACAGCAGCCCGUCUCCAAGAUCAGAAGGCAGCUCAGACAUUCGUAACAGCACAUCGCCUUACCCGGGACUGCAACCUUCCCCUCGAACGUUCAUCUGUGACGAAUGCGGCAGAUUCUUUGACCAAGUUCAUAAACUCAAUCACCAUAAGAGAUACCAUGAGAGACCUCAUGAGUGCAGUCAUCCAAACUGCGGCAAGAGGUUUGGUACAAAAACGCACCUGGAUCGCCAUAUAAACGACAAACACAGGAAGACGAAGAAGUUCCACUGCACUGUCAGCACCUGCCCCUAUUCCAAAGCCGGGGGCAAGUCCUUCCCGCGAAAGGACAACUGGCGACGUCACAUGAUGAACAUACAUCAGGUUACGCCAGUGUGUGACCCAGAACCCGACAUUGUAGAUGAAGCGAUGGGAGGAACGUGAGAUGUGGACAGCUUGGCUGUACGCAAUAACCGCGUAACCAGCU
Molecule: messenger RNA, 2404 nt
Organism: Colletotrichum destructivum
Lineage: Eukaryota; Fungi; Ascomycota; Sordariomycetes; Glomerellales; Glomerellaceae
Product: Putative Zinc finger C2H2-type
Exons: 2
Coding region: 280-2361 (693 amino acids)
Biological process (GO): regulation of transcription by RNA polymerase II
Cellular component (GO): nucleus
Molecular function (GO): DNA-binding transcription factor activity, RNA polymerase II-specific
Source: RefSeq, a predicted model, not a curated record